CUCAAAAACGACUUCAAAACCCUAAAAAGAAUCCAAUCAAAAUUUAAUUGAAGUACAAAUUCAACUGUAUUUUUUUUUACCCAGGAAAGAAAAUUUCUCCUGAAUUCGAGGUUAGCAAUGGAUCUCUCAGUUGGGAGAUUCACAGCCAGAAUCCCUCUCAGGCUGCGCUGCUCGAAAGACGACUCUCGAUCUCAGGACAAAGGGAAGAACGAUAAAGGUGAUAGACUGUCUACAGACUGGGACAAGGCUUGGUCAAGCUUCAGAAAGCAAGGAAAAAAAUCACUCUUCUCACAGUUCAAUCCAGAUAAAUAUGUGAGCUGGAAUCCAAGGCGGUCUGAGUACCCAUUAUCUGAGGAGGUUGAUCCCAUCAAGCGAGCCGAGCGAUCCAACCUCAUGUUGUGGACUAGUCCAAAGUUCACUCUGGUAGGGGCAAUAGUUGUGGUCUUAGUGCUUCUAAUCUACACAAUUUUAGCUCCAGCCAAGUAAUUUCAAUGUGCUCUUUUACAAUAAUAUACCACUGGGUGAAGAUGAUUAUUUUCUUCAUUAGUUUGGGAAUUUAAGGCAAUGUUCUGCCCAGAAUGAAGAUCUUCUGUGUACAUAAAUUAUCCAUAACCACUGUCAGAAUGUUUACUUUCUACAUUUUGUAUGUCAAUGCCCAUUUUUUCUCCUUA
This is a messenger RNA of Asparagus officinalis (garden asparagus), 671 nucleotides long. RefSeq lists its product as uncharacterized. The record is from RefSeq and is a predicted model, not a curated record. The transcript has 2 exons. Lineage: Eukaryota; Viridiplantae; Streptophyta; Magnoliopsida; Asparagales; Asparagaceae. The coding region runs from base 118 to 486 and encodes 122 amino acids.